Molecule: messenger RNA, 846 nt
Organism: Panonychus citri (citrus red mite)
Lineage: Eukaryota; Metazoa; Arthropoda; Arachnida; Trombidiformes; Tetranychidae
Product: rhoGEF domain-containing protein gxcJ-like
Exons: 2
Coding region: 1-846 (281 amino acids)
Cellular component (GO): MSL complex
Molecular function (GO): ubiquitin protein ligase activity
Source: RefSeq, a predicted model, not a curated record
AUGUCAUCAACAGUCUCAUCCUGUCAACAUCAUGUCUGUAAAUCUUGUGUUGGAGGUAAAAUGAGACUUAAACCUUCCUGUUCUUGGUGUAAAGAUCAUUCAAAUUACAACAAUUUAAAUACUAAUGGUAAUCGAAUCAGCAGUAUCACCAGUAUUGGAAAUGGUAUUAAUAUUGUCGGUAAUUUACUUCCAUCGAUAACCCUUAGUGAGGCCAUUAACGGGGAUAACACGAAAACAGGUAUCAUACUUAAAGCGGGUUCAGCUCAAGCUUUUACUUUAAAUCGUAACAUAAUCAAAGCAGAUUCAACACAAUUAAAUAAAAUAUUAACCGGAACAUUAUCCAACAAUUCAGUGACCAACAACAACAGUAACAAUAAUAAUAAUAAUAACACCAGUACAACUCUAACCAAUAACAAUAGUAAUCAAACACCAUCGGUAAAUCGUAAGGUUCGUAGAGGAUGUCGAUGUGGCCUGGCCACUCCGAAUCCUGGUAAAUUGGCCUGUUGUGGUCAACGAUGUCCAUGUUAUGUUGAAAGUAAAGCUUGUAAUCAAUGUAAAUGUCGCGGUUGUCGUAAUCCAAAUAAGGUGUCCAAUUUAACGACAAUUAACAUAAUCUCAACUUCAUCUUCAACCGGUUCAAUGUUAACAUCAUCAUUAACAUCAUCGACACCAUCAACUUCAUCAAUAACAUCAACAUCCAAUAUAAUCACUCCAUUAAUCACUUCGACAACCUCAAACUCUCUGGCAACAUCAUCAUUUACAUCAGCAUCUAAACAAACGGAAUCGGCUCUAAUUACAAUUCCAAGUUUGAUAGCUGCUAAUCUAUUCAAAUUCGAUAAUUGUUAA